AUGAACAUCGACGGCGGUUUUCGUCCAGACUUCGCACCUGCAUGGAUGUGGCUCAUGUGCUUCCUCGUAGGCAGGGCGAUUGACAAGUACUGUCGAUCUGUACUGACUGUAGGCUUUGGUCAUCUUCUGCUCUGCCGCAUUCAUCCCUCUUCCUCCACAACCUUCAGCUACGCAAAGAUGACUUCCACUGCGCAGAGAGCUUUCAAUCAAUUGUCGUUGACCAGACUGCCGUGUUCCUCGCCGUUGCGCUUAGGCAAGAGUGUUGCGCAGACAAGAACCAGGCCAGAUGCUGGUGAACGGCGACAAACAGAGCCGGUGAGAUCCGACGUGGUUGGUGCCAAGAAUGGAGAGAGUCGAGACACCAGUAGGGACGACCACGAUCUCGGCAAACACAAGCAAAGCUCUGAAGAGCUAGUUUGGUGGAAAGCCACGUCGCUCGAGUCUCCGGGGCUUGUUGAAUCGUUUCGGAAAGAGGAUAUACACCAGAAUCGGUCGAUGGAUCGGAGGUGA
Messenger RNA from Cercospora beticola, 510 nucleotides. RefSeq lists its product as uncharacterized. NCBI's taxonomy places the organism in Eukaryota, Fungi, Ascomycota, Dothideomycetes, Mycosphaerellales, Mycosphaerellaceae. The record is from RefSeq and is a predicted model, not a curated record.